Messenger RNA from Trachemys scripta elegans, 972 nucleotides. RefSeq names its product olfactory receptor 52N2-like. The record is from RefSeq and is a predicted model, not a curated record. The transcript has a single exon. Gene Ontology annotation, molecular function: olfactory receptor activity; G protein-coupled receptor activity. Gene Ontology annotation, biological process: G protein-coupled receptor signaling pathway. The coding region runs from base 1 to 972 and encodes 323 amino acids. Gene Ontology annotation, cellular component: membrane. NCBI's taxonomy places the organism in Eukaryota, Metazoa, Chordata, Testudines, Emydidae.
AUGGCAGAUUUCAACUUCACCAACUCUGACUCUUCAAUAUUCAUCCUACCCGGAAUCCCUGGCCUGGAAGCUGCCCACAUCUGGAUUUCCAUCCCUUUCUCUAUGUUCUACAUUAUGGGCCUGUUGGGAAAUUUCACAAUUCUGUUUGUUGUAGGCAAAGAGAAGUCGCUGCACAAGCCGAUGUACCUGUUGCUCUGCAUGCUGGCACUCACAGAAAUCACCACAUCUACUUCCUUUGUGCCAAACGCACUGUCUAUAUUAUGGUUCAAUUUGAAAAGCAUUACUUUGAAGGGCUGCCUCACCCAGAUGUUCUUCUUUUAUGCACUUUCUACAAUGCACUCAGCCAUCCUAGUGACAAUGGCCUUUGAUCGCUACGUUGCCAUAUGUAACCCUCUGAGAUAUGCCACCAUCCUCAGCAAUGCACGAAUAGUUAAGUUAGGGCUACUGGGUAUGAUCAGAGCUGUUCUCUUCAUUCUGCCUAUGCCCCUUCUUCUGAGCGGGCAGCCAUUCUGUGCCAACCGCAUUAUCUCCAACACGUACUGUGACUACAUAGCUUUGACAAUGAUGUCAUGUGGGGACAUCGCAGUCAGCAGAACGUACGGCUUGGUGACAGCAUUUGUAAUCGCUGGGUUUGACCUGACGCUCAUUGGCCUCUCCUAUGGUCUGAUCAUCAGGGCCGUUCUCAGAAUCUCCUCCAAAGAAGCCCACCAGAAAGCCCUCAACACCUGCACAGCCCACAUCUGUGCGCUAUUGAUGACUUAUACUGUUGGACUCUUCUCCACUCUGAUACACAGGUUUGGACAUGGCAUCGCUCCACACGUUCACAUCAUCUUGUCAAACCUCAAUUACCUCAUUCCCCCUAUGCUCAACUCUAUCAUUUAUGGGGUCAAAACCAAAGAGCUUCAUGACAAAUUGGUCAAAUACAUCUGCAGAAUGUACUCACCUCGUGCUGUUGACUUUAAACCUGCUUGA